Messenger RNA from Amphibalanus amphitrite, 1458 nucleotides. Its product is annotated as juvenile hormone esterase-like. Lineage: Eukaryota; Metazoa; Arthropoda; Thecostraca; Balanomorpha; Balanidae. The transcript has 4 exons. The record is from RefSeq and is a predicted model, not a curated record. The coding region runs from base 1 to 1458 and encodes 485 amino acids.
AUGGCGGCCAGGCUAUUGACACUGUUCCUGGCGGCUGCGGCCGCUGCCUACCUGAGCCCGCCCUAUCGGCCGCUGGUGACCACUCUAGAGGGGACGGUGAGCGGUGCGACCGACAGGAGCGCCGACGGAAGUCUCUUCUUCAGCUUCAAGGGAAUCCGGUAUGCACAGCCGCCCGUGGGCCCUCUGCGCUUCGAGCCGCCACUUCGCCACCCCGGCUGGCGGGGCCAGCAGGAGCAGCAGCAGCAACAACAACCUCAACACAACAACAUUACCCGCAUCGGUGACGAGGACUGUCUAUUCGUGAACGUUUACACCCGUCAGCUGCCAGGACGGGAGAACACUCUGACCGGACUGCCGGUGAUGGUCUACAUUCACGGAGGCGGAUUCUACGUUGGAUCUGGCGACAGUGACAUUUAUGGUCCGCACUACUUCAUGGACGAGCCGGUGGUGCUUGUGACGUUCAACUACAGGCUCGGACCAUUCGGAUUCUUCACAACACAUGACGAGGCAGCUCCUGGAAACUACGGCCUGCUGGACCAGGUGCUGCUGCUGCAGUGGGUGCAGGACAACAUCGCGGCGUUCGGUGGCGAUCCCAAACUGGUCACCAUAUUCGGCCAGUCAGCAGGAGGGGCGAGUGUCUCGCUCCUGGUACUGAGCCCCCUAGGGAGGGGCUUGUUCCACCGCGCCAUCAGUCAGUCGGGCGUGUCGUUCUCCUUAUUUGCGGCUAGUGGUAAGCGCAGGGGACUGGCCGACAAACUAGCCGCGCAGUUGGGAUGUCUUCAGCCCUACAGCGACGCACUGGUGGACUGCGUUAAACGGACUCCAGCUGCGGUUCUUCUAGAGGCCUGGAAGGCCACCGGCGAACAUGACACCAUUGGAUUCAUCCCUCGUGUCGAUCAAGAGAGAUUCUUACCUCUUCUGCCGGAAGACGCACGGGUUCUUUUAUUAAGAGGCAGCUUCACCGUAGUUCCAUGGAUUUCCGGUAUGACCGAACUGGAGGCUGCCACGUUUCUUCCCUUUGGGCUACCUGACGAGGAGUUUGUCGAAGCAAUAGCGCAGAAAAAUCUAGUCGCAUGGAGCAGGUUCCUCCAACUGACCGGCGAGUCCCUGUUCAGGAUCCUUGACUGUGGCGCGAACCCGAUCGAAGAGACAAUCAGGGUUCUCGACUUCUUCAUCGGAGACCGUAGGGUCACGUCCGGUGCUGACCUGCAGAAUCACGGCAUGCGCUGUGCGUGGGCGCCCGGCGGGGCCGAGCAGACGGCGAUUUGGCCCGUCUGGGACGUUGCAAGAGCACCCCAGCCGGCGCCGCGGCCCACCCGUCUGACCCACAACACGGCUGGAGGAGGCGGCUGCCGCACCCGUCUCGGACUUCCCAGCAGUGAGCGGCAGCGCGGCUCGUGCCGCCGUGUUGUCCGGCCCGGGGCGCCCCCUCCCCAGAGCCGACACUCGGCAAAUUAG